Budorcas taxicolor (takin) is the source of this 2594-nucleotide messenger RNA. RefSeq names its product MIER family member 2 (gene MIER2). Gene Ontology annotation, molecular function: histone deacetylase binding; transcription corepressor activity. Gene Ontology annotation, biological process: negative regulation of transcription by RNA polymerase II. The record is from RefSeq and is a predicted model, not a curated record. Lineage: Eukaryota; Metazoa; Chordata; Mammalia; Artiodactyla; Bovidae. Bases 21 to 1706 code for a protein of 561 amino acids. The transcript is spliced from 14 exons. Gene Ontology annotation, cellular component: nucleoplasm.
CCUCCCGCGCACACACGGCCAUGGCGGAGGCCUCCUCACUGGAGAGGCAGAGCCCUGGUGCGGCCUCCUGCCUGCCUCACAGUCUGUGCCCUGGGGAGCCCAACUUGCAGACCACAGCAGUGGUGUCCAUGGGCUCUGCGGACCAUCAGUUCCACCUGGCGGAGAUCCUGUCGCAGAACUACGGCGUCCGGGAGGAACACGAGGGUGCAGCGCAAGGCCCAGAGAAGCCGGGGGAGGAGCUGGAGAAGGACUUCGUCUCCCAGAGCAGUGACAUGCCUCUUGACGAGCUAUUGGCCUUGUACGGCUACGAGACCUCAGAGCCCAUCUCGGAGCGGGAGAGCGAGGGCAGCGAUACCGCAGCCCACCUGCCCGACAUGACCCUGGACAAGGACCAAAUAGCGAAGGAUUUGCUUUCAGGGGAAGAAGAGGAAGAAACACAGUCCUCGGCCGAUGACCUCACCCCAUCUGUGACCUCUCACGAGGCUUCCGACCUUUUCCCUAGUCAGAGUGGAUCCUGCUUCCUGGCUGACGCGGACAAGGAGCCUGGCUCCUCCAGCUCAUCAGACGCUGAGGAGGACCCGCUUCCCGCCAACAAGUGUAAGAAGGAAAUCAUGGUUGGGCCUCAGUUCCAAGCGGACCUCAGCAACCUGCACUCGAACCGGCAUGGUGAGAAGAUCUAUGAGAAUGAAGACCAGCUGCUCUGGGACCCCAACAUCCUUCCCGAGAGGGAGGUGGAGGAGUUCCUGUACCGGGCAGUGAAGCGGAGGUGGCACGAGAUGGCCGGGUCUCAGCUUCCGGAGGGAGAGGCCGUGAAGGACAGCGAGCAGGCACUGUAUGAGCUGGUGAAGUGCAAUUUCAAUGCGGAGGAGGCCCUGCGGAGGCUGCGGUUCAACGUGAAGGUGAUCCGAGACGGGUUGUGCGCCUGGAGUGAGGAGGAGCGCCGCAACUUCGAGCAUGGCUUCCGCGUGCAUGGCAAGAACUUCCACCUGAUCCAGGCUAACAAGGUGCGCACGCGGUCAGUGGGCGAGUGCGUGGAAUACUAUUAUCUGUGGAAGAAGUCCGAGCGCUAUGACUACUUCUCUCAGCAGACACGGCUAGGCCGCCGGAAGUACGGCCCGUCAGGAAACACGGAUGCUGACCAGGACCUGGAGGGCAGUGACCCUGAUGGCCCUGGCCGCCCCCGCUCAUCGCCACCCCUGCCCUUGCCUGCUGUUGCCCACGGCCUGGGCCCUGAGCAUGACCGCUUGGCUCAGAUGCACGUGGAGCCCCUGAGCAUGGGCAGCAGCAUGUCCCGGAGUCUUGGCGAGCCUGGGGAGGCCCUGGACGCACCCCCAUCCUCAGAGCCAGGGCCUCGUUCUUUCCCGCCACUGGACGAGCCCUCAGCGCUGCCGUUGCCUCGGCGGCCCCCAGCCCUGGCUGAGCCGGCCUUCUUCCCGCCCGCCACGGCCGCUCCAGAGCCCGGUGCCAGCCCAAGGCUGGCUGUGGACUUGACCCUGCCUGAGGAGCUGCCGCUCGUCUCCAGCCACGAGGACACAGAUGGAGAGCCUGAGGAGACUGUGGGCCCUCCGCAAGUGGCCUUGUCGGUGGCCGAGUUUGGACUCAUCGGCAUCGGGGACGUGAACCCCUUCCUGGCCUCCCACCCUGCAUGCCCGGCCCCUGGGCUGCACUCGGAGCCCUUGUCACACUGUAAUGUGAUGACCUGUUGAUCCCUGGCCACAGGCGGGCAUGUAGCUGGACUGGACUUGGGGCCACUGCGAGGCCUGCCUGUCAGUCUUCCCGACCCCUCCUUUUUUUGCGGGCCGUGAGUGGCGUCUCUUCUGCUCAGAACUCUUCGAGGACCAGGGUGAGCAGGGCCCUCCCAUGCCACACACCACGUGACCCAGGCUCCACGCCCACCCUGGGAUUCAUCAGGCGGCCGGGCCUGGAGGGCCGGCCUGUCCAGCAACAGAGACCCCGCCAGGGACAGGGGAGACAGGCCGGAUGCCGCACCACCAGCAGCCUCCGCCGGGCACCCUCAGCACUCUGCUCACUCGUCUCUUGCGCCCGGCUGGACUAUGGGCCGCCCCGGCCCAGGCUUGGGGCAGCUGCUACUCGGUGCCAAACCCCGUGGGGCGCAGAGCCAUAUACCUCGAUGCUGGCCCUGCCCUGCUGUCCGCCCGCUCUCCACUUCAGGAAAAGCUGCACUUUACGCACCCCACCCCCACCCCCUGGGUCCUUGGCUGCCUCGGGUGUGGGUCUGAGGACAUGGGACUCACACCCCUCGGCACCGAGGCCCUUUCCGAGUUGCACCGGGGGCCCGGCUCCAGCCCAUUUCCCUGACCGAGGAGGUUGUGUUUUUGUUGAGGUCCCAGUGGGACCGCUGGGGUCCUGGACCUUCUCCUCUCCAGCCGCCUUGUUUUAUUUAUGUUUCUGUUUACAAAUGGGAGUGGGGUCCUCUGGGGGCAGGGCAGCGCUCCCACCCCGUGUCACCAGGGGGGCUUUGGCUUGAUCCAUCCACAGGGCUGGACUAGACCUUCCCUUGCCCCACCAAGGACCACACUGUGAAGUGACACUGCCUUGACCCCCUUGCUGUUUUAUUUAUUAAACUUGGUUUG